Molecule: messenger RNA, 708 nt
Organism: Diaporthe amygdali
Lineage: Eukaryota; Fungi; Ascomycota; Sordariomycetes; Diaporthales; Diaporthaceae
Exons: 2
Coding region: 1-708 (235 amino acids)
Source: RefSeq, a predicted model, not a curated record
AUGGCCACAGAAGCAUCGCCAGUGACAGUCAUCCGAUAUAACCAGCCUCCAGGAGAAACAUCAGCAUCCAACCAACCGGGAUUCCCACCUCCUAAGCCCAGCAUGUCCGGCGCCUUGCCUGAUACCUGGCAGCCUACCAAGGUCGCAGACACAGGGCGUCCCGGACAACCUUUCUCCAAGCCCGUCCGAGUGUACUCUCCCCAAGAGAUUCCGGCAAAUAUAAAGACUGCUCGUUCAAGCGUCGAGUACGGCUUGAAAGAGUUGAUUAAUCUCCAGCAGCGACGAUCUCGGAUUGACGGGAUUAGUUUUCUUGAUCAGUUCCGCUUACAGUCAGCAAAUGUCCUUGGCGACCUGAACGCGCUGCGAGGUGAGCUCGCCGUACUUAUACCGGCAGUGAGAGCCAUUUGGAAACGACCGCAGCAUGACAGCAAGUCAUCCAACAGCACGGAGUAUGCAUUCCGGAAAAGCAAGUCACUCAUCACGCGCAUUUUGAGCGCUGUCCGAAGUACUUUCGGCGGCUUGGCAUCUGUUACUUUCUUCGUGUUUGCGGUGCUAUACGUCUUCCAGAACGAAGUGUCUCUGCGCGUGGCGAAGACGGUGUCCAAGAGGCUAAAACGGCUCCAUACAAAGGUCGAAAGAGGCGACCAGGAAAUCACCGAGAAUGAUCUGAAGCUACUUCGUGGGUGGCGAUGGAGGGUGUUGUUGUGA